GCUGUGAUCGUGUGACCAGUUGGGCAAAUUCUUACCAAGCUUGUGAAGUUUUGCCUAAUAAUUUGGAAAAUGAACUUAAAGACCAAGAAGAGUUCUACCAGGAUGUGCAUUGGAUUGUUUUUCUUGCUUGGUGGAAUUGAAUAUGCUGUUAUCCUUCCAACUCUGUGGUUGUAUUUGGAGCACAGUUUUGAUGCCGAGCAGUGGUUUUUUGGAGUGGUGUUUGCAUCAUUUUCUUUUGCUAAUUUGUUGUCAAGUCCACUGUUUGGUUUCUGGGUUGACUACACACGCAAAACCAAAACUGUCAUUCUAAUUGCAAAUCUGUUUGAGAUAGGAGGUAAUUUCUUGUAUUUUAUUGCUUGGUCCAAGUACUGGGUACUCAUUGCACGAUUCACUGCAGGCAUAGGUGCUGGAAUAGGAGCUGGAAUAUUUGCACAGAUUGCAAGAACAACAACUGAAAAAGAAAGGACUGGAAUGUUCUCCAUUGCCAUGGGUUUGCGCCAGUUUGGUUUGUUAGUAGGGCCUGGCUUUAACCUUUUUUUGAGGAAAUUUAAUUUCAAAUUAGGACCGUUUGAGGUUGAUUCUUAUAGGUCACCUGGAAUUUUUAUGGCUGCAGUAUGGCUGAUACUGGAGUUCAUCAUGCUGUUCUGUUAUUUUGAUUUUCCCAUGGUGAAGCCCAUUUCUAAUGAUGAGGAAAGUGAACAUCCAAAUGGGUACAAUCACAGUGUGAACAGCAGUAUUACAUCUGGAAGUGUCAAUGCUACCAGGGUGGAGAGAGGCUACGACUAUACCAUUCCCAGUGACACAAUUACUGAUGAUUUGACCAGUAGCGAUGCAGUUAUUGAUGGCGAAAAACAGAAACUAGUAAAUGUUAAUGCAGUAGGUCUUCACAGACGACCGAAGAAAGCUUCUGUAAUGGACAAAUGGCACUUGGCUAGAGAUCUUGUCAGAGAGGAAGUGAUUGUUAUCUUGGCUUCACAGUUCUUGAUGUUCUUCAAUCAAACAGCAUUAGAGGCAAUAGUUACCCCUAUGUCAGAAUAUCUUCUGGGCUGGCAUGAAAUUGAAAACAGUAUUGCCUACUGUCUAAUAGCAUUAGAGGCCAUUCUGGUAUUUAUUCUUGUCAAAGUGCUGAGCCAAAGGAUGGCAGACAGAUGGCUAAUGGUAAUUGGUAUUGCAUUUGAGGGUUUUGCCUUAAUCUGGUAUCUUUUUCUCUUAGCCAAUGCAAAGCCAUAUGACUCGGUUGUUCUUCCUACCAUCAUUGUUGGCACAAUAGUUAUCGUGUUUGGCUUGCCGUUUUUCUCAGUGGCAAAUAUUUCACUCUACUCUAAAAUCACUGAUGAAAAAACCCAAGGAAUUGCUCAAGGUGUUCAGAGGUCUAUAACAGGAGUGGCUAUGAUCCUAGGGCCCUUGUGGGGUGGGGCCCUCACACGGAGGCUCUAUCUUAUGUUAGGAGUUAUGGCAGCUCUUGAAGUCAUCUUAGCAACAUUGAUGUUUCUCUCUUUUGAUCGACUUAAAGAACCCCAGCAACAAAUUCCUUCCUCGUAUGACCAAAUAGAAACGGAAAAUGAACGACAACCUCUGCUGGCUUGAAACUACCGUGUCAGCUAAUAAGAUCGUAGUGAAUAUCUGCUGAAUAAGACGAAAUAGUCCGGGACGAACAACUAAGAUUGAGGGGAUCUCCUGCCGCCCCGCCCACCCGUUCAAUGUUAUGUUCUUAUACCAAAGCCCUCCUGUAGUUCCGUAAGGACUUCUCGCGGAUUAAGACCCCCUAUUUUAAUUUUAUUUCCGAUUUCAGUAAUGAAUGUCUAGACGUAGGUUCAAGUAUUUUUCUCAAUUUCUGUUGAUUUCUCAAGUUGGAGUUGUUUUUCGAGCCAUGUACAAGUUUAUUAGACAACCGUGUUUUGUUCGUACAUUAUUAGCCUUGUAGAUAAGUUUGGGCAUUUCGCUCGAUACGUAUAUUUAGAUUAGUUAUGUUCACAGUUUUGUCUAAGUUGAAGUUAUAAAUUCAUUCACGCCCAGAAAGGGAGUCAAAAUACGUGAGAGGGGAGCUGAAGAGAGAGGGGACAAAUGUUGUGUCCUGGAGGUCGAUUUCCUUCACUAUGGACUUUAUAGGAAGGUUUACUCCAUCAGGAUACAGAUGAAUUUAUGGACGAUUUAUAUUGGAAUUGGACGAUGUUUUAAUCGUCGAGAUCUUAAAUUACAAUUCAACUUGUAUCUGCAAGAGAAGGACAUUUUUCAUCAUGUUGUACAAUGUUAAGAGAAUGGAAUGGCUUGUUUAGUUACGCAAUGUUCCUUUGAUGUUAAGAUACAACAAAACAAACAUAUUCAAUGGUUUAUAAACCUUUCCAAACCUACAAUACUUCGAUGAAAAUGUAAUAAUUUAUUGGUAGAAAUGUUACAUUAAAUACUGUACACCUUUACACUUG
Molecule: messenger RNA, 2423 nt
Organism: Orbicella faveolata
Lineage: Eukaryota; Metazoa; Cnidaria; Anthozoa; Scleractinia; Merulinidae
Product: major facilitator superfamily domain-containing protein 8-like
Biological process (GO): transmembrane transport
Molecular function (GO): transmembrane transporter activity
Source: RefSeq, a predicted model, not a curated record